Molecule: messenger RNA, 798 nt
Organism: Copidosoma floridanum
Lineage: Eukaryota; Metazoa; Arthropoda; Insecta; Hymenoptera; Encyrtidae
Product: pickpocket protein 19-like
Source: RefSeq, a predicted model, not a curated record
AUGACUAGUAAAAAACCAUUAAAAAGCCUCACUGGUAAUAUUGCAGUUUUUAUAGAGAAAGGAGUGAACACUGAGAAACAAAACAAUAUUCCAAAGAGGGUAGAAAGUCCACUUGCAAUGUUGAAAUAUUUUGUGACUCAUACGAGUCUUCAUGGCAUACAGUACGGAGUAGAUGGUCAACUGUAUAAAAUUGAGCGCGUCAUAUGGGUACUACUAGUUUUGAUUGGUUUCAUCUGUGCUUUUUUCGUGACUCUCAAAAUAAAGGAAAAUUACCAAUCCAGGCAAACAGUAGUGACAAUAAAAAAUUUGGAAUAUGGUUUUGAAAAUGUCCCAUUUCCCAGCGUUACCAUAUGUCCUGGCAAUCGAAUCGAUUGGGGCAAAGUUGACGCGUUGGCAGAUGCUUUAAUUCCUGAAAGUAACAAGGAAGAACGAGACGUUUUCGUAGAGAUUCUAAAAAAAAUAUCCAUAUUCGACCGGAACCAUUUGGGUGAACUGCAAAUUCCCACCGACAGUAUCAACAUAACGGAGGUAUUAAUAAAUCUUAUGCCCAAAUGUGAUCAAUUGUUUCACGAAUGCACGUGGAUUAAUGAAAAGAAAAAUUGUUGCGAUUUAUUUGACAUUGAAAAAACGGAGCUUGGAAUGUGUUAUUCGUUCAACUCUUUGACAACUACUGAAAAAAAUAUAGUCGAGCCGUACACAACGAAUAAUUUUGGCAGUGGAAGCGGACUACAAAUUAUGAUUACAAAUGAAAAAUUAAAUCAUGUAGUUGAAAAAGAAAGUAAUAACUGUGAAAUUUGA